AUGCCCCACUAUAGCCUGCGUGCUGCGACUGUCCUCCUGCUGGUGAUCUUGAAUCAGCAGCCUUGCAGCCCAGCCCCACUGAAUGGAUCCAAGUGGACCUAUGUUGGUCCUAAUGGGGAGAAGAGCUGGUCCAAGAAGUACCCAUUAUGUGGGGGCCUGCUGCAGUCCCCAAUCGACCUGCAUGGUGACAUCCUCCAGUAUGAUGCCAGCCUUGUGCCUCUAGAGUUCCAAGGUUACAAUGUGUCUGCCAAUGAGCAGUUGAACCUGACCAAUGAUGGCCAUUCAGUGAGACUGAUCCUGCGCUCAGACAUGCACAUCCAGGGCCUCCAUUCCCACCGAUACAGUGCCACCCAGCUGCACCUGCACUGGGGGAACCGCAAUGACCCCCGUGGCUCUGAGCACACCAUCAGUGGGAAGCCCUUUGCUGCUGAGCUGCACAUUGUCCAUUAUAACUCAGACCUGUACCCCAACGUCAGCUCUGCCAGUGACAAGUCAGAAGGCCUCGCUGUCCUAGCUGUCCUCAUCGAGAUGGGCUCCUUCAAUCCAUCAUAUGACAAGAUCUUCAGUCACCUUCAACAUGUAAGGUACAAAGGCCAACAAGUGCUCAUCCCAGGUUUCAACAUUGAAGAACUGCUUCCUGAGAGGCCUGCCGAGUACUACCGCUAUGAAGGGUCCCUGACCACACCUCCUUGCCACCCCACUGUGCUCUGGACGGUUUUCCGAAAUCCUGUGCAAAUUUCCCAGGAGCAGCUGCUGGCUUUGGAGACAGCUUUGUAUUUCACACAACUGGAUGACCCUUCACCAAGAGAAAUGAUCAACAACUUCCGUCGGGUCCAGAAGUUCGAUGAGAGACUGGUAUACAUCUCCUUUCGACAAGGUGAAGGAAGCAGUACUGGGCUACACCUGAGCAUCAUCCUUUCAGUGGCCUUGGCUGGCAUUCUUGGCAUCUGUAUUGUCCUGGCAGUGUCCAUUUGGCUUUUCAAAAGGAAGAAGAGCAAAAAAGGUGACAACAAGGGAGUCAUUUAUAAACCAGCCAUUAAGAAGGAGACCGAGGCCCAUGCCUGA
Marmota flaviventris (yellow-bellied marmot) is the source of this 1065-nucleotide messenger RNA. It is a transcript of the gene Ca12, whose product is annotated as carbonic anhydrase 12. Gene Ontology annotation, molecular function: carbonate dehydratase activity; zinc ion binding. Gene Ontology annotation, cellular component: plasma membrane. The record is from RefSeq and is a predicted model, not a curated record. NCBI's taxonomy places the organism in Eukaryota, Metazoa, Chordata, Mammalia, Rodentia, Sciuridae.